UUUGAAAACAGAAAAACUCAUAAAAAGGAGCUCAGCGGCGAGGAUGUACGCAGGUGUCCUUGAACAGCUUCUUGGCAGACAGCAGUCCUCUCACCCAGCAUAAAUCUUGACGAAAAAAAAGAGGAUGCAAAGAUAAGAGUAAGAGUUAAGGAAGCAGAUGGUAGAAGCAGCUUGUUCUCUCACUCCCAAGCUUUGAACCCCACACCCUUGCCUUUAAUAUACAUUCAAGGAUUCUGCUGAGUGUACUGAAACAUAAAGCACAGACAAAGAAAUCCUGCUAAGCUCUCGUUUCCUUUAUUCCUUGAUUGUACCUCUCCUUACUAUGAUUUCACACACUGUUGACUUCUGUACAGUCUGGAUAUUUCUCCUAUUCAUUGAGGGGGGAUUUGCACUGGUGCAAAAGAUUAAAGAUUCAGGUGCAGGGUCGAAAGCAGUUAACCCUUCUCUACGAGCGCGUCACUGUGGAAACUGGGUACGAACCACUGAUGGCGGCACUUUCAGUUCCCCAAACUACCCAAAUACGUACCCUCCAAACAAGGAGUGCCUCUAUGUGCUGGAAGCCCUGCCUCGCCAGAGAAUAGAGCUGAUGUUUGACGAAGUCUUCCACAUCGAGGCGUCGUUCGAAUGUCGCUUCGACCACAUCGAAGUGCGGGACGGUCCCUUUAGUUUCUCCCCGCUCAUCAAUCGCUUCUGCGGCUCAGCCAGUCCUGGACUCAUCCUGUCCAGCGGACGCUUCAUGUGGAUCCGCUUCUUCAGUGAUGAAGAGCUGGAGGGGACUGGCUUCCAGGUCCAGUACAGCUUUGCUGCAGAUCCUGAAUUUCAUCUGCAUGUGGGAGGACUUUUAAACCCCAUCCCAGAUUGUCAGUUUGAGCUGUCUGGAGCUGACGGUGUAAUCCGUUCAAGUCAGGUGGACGAAGAGUCCAAAGUGAAGCCAGACCAGGCAGUGGACUGCAUCUGGACUAUACGUGCCCCAACAAAGAACAGGAUUUACCUGCGAUUUUUGGAAUACCAGAUGGAAAACUCCAAUGAAUGUAAGAAGAACUUUGUGGCUGUUUAUGAUGGCAGUAAUGCCAUUGAGGAUCUAAAGGCCAAGUUUUGUAGUACAGUAGCUAAUGACAUCAUGCUGGACACUGGUGUGGGAGUAGUGAGGAUGUGGGCUGAUGAGACAAGCCGUCUCAGCCGCUUCCGGAUGCUGUUCACAUCUUUUGCUGACCCACCCUGUAUGAGCGGUGCGUUCUUUUGCCACACUAACAUGUGCAUCAACACUUCUCUGGUGUGCAACGGCAUACAAAACUGUGUCUUUCCUUGGGACGAAAGCAACUGCAAAGAGAAAAAGAACAAAGGUCUUUUUCACCAGAUCACAAAGACUCACGGGACAAUAAUCUGUGUGUCUACGGGGGUGGUGCUGUUACUCCUAAUUGUCUCCAUUCUGGUGCAAGUCAAGCAGCCACGUAAGAAGGUGUUGGUUCGUAAGAACAACUUGUUUCCUCGUGCUGACUUCCAGGAGGUGUUUGACCCUCCUCACUAUGAACUCUUUAAUCUCAGAGACAAGGAGAUUUCUUCAAGAGACCUUGGGGAGUUGUCAGAGGAGCUCCAGUCCCUACAAGCGCUCAGGAGGUCCUCGUCAGGAUCGCGCUGCAUACACGAACACCAUUGUGGCUCUCUGGCCUCUAUCAACUCCAUUAAAGGUAGCCUAGGGGCGCAAGGCCUGGGAAGGGGAUCCAUGGAGCUUCCACCUUUCAGAGUAGACUUCCAAAACUCCUUGCCUCCCCUAAGAGAUUUCAACAGCAGUCUGAGGAAGAAGAGCUGGCCCAGUAUGAAAUCAGGCCGAAUACAGGGCCAUCAUGGUAUGGGAGAGAGAGCUCUGGGGCGGCAGGACAGAGUAAUGGAAGAGGAAGAAGAGGAGGAGGACGGAAGGUAUGAUGUGUAUGUGCGGAGAGGCGGAAGCCGAAGAGGCUAUGAAAUAGCCCAGCAAAGAUCCCUGUCCAUGGACUUUUGAGGAGAAAACACAAGAUCUGCGUUAGGGUAGGUAAACACUGCCUCAACUUUAGGGAGGAGCUUUUCAAAUUUACAGGAAAAAGGAAAAAGAAAGAAAACCAAUGGCUUGUGCAAGUACACUUUCCUUCUUCUCAGUAAGGCUGGAAAACAUAGGCUCUGUUAAGGAGCAACAAGAAGAUCCUCAGGCACUGCCAAAUCUGCUUAUAUACUGAAACAGCAAACAGAGAGCUGUUAUCAAGUCUCUGACACCGGUGUAAAAGUGAAACUAAAAACAAAUGCUGUAUAGUGUUCUUGUCUUGAUGUAUUUUGUUGAAUACAUUUAACUGUAACGCGAAUAGAUGUUGUGGAAGUAUGUUUUGAGUCAGUGUGUAGAAGAAGUGUGAUUACAUUUUGAGUAUUAGUGAAAAAACUACAUUGGUUAAAAACAAAAAGGUAAUUUCCACACCUCUGACUUAGGAAAAGUCAGCUCCGAGUUAAAGUCGGUUUUAGUUUUACUGAAGGAAAGUCUGGUUGUUCUGCAAUCCCCUUUUGGGCAUGUUGCACAGGUACACAGGUUGGAAAUUUUACAAUUAUGUCACUCUUCAGUGACACAUCUGACCUUAACAAAACCGGAAAACUAGGUUUCUUUUUACAAUCUUUAAAAACAAAUGGGUUACCAGAUCUUAACACAGUGGGGGAGAAGCCAACAUAGUCCUGUUAAUUAGCAAGGAGGGUAUUUAGGAAUUAAACCAUUUAAUAAGAAAUGAGUACUGACCUUAAAG
Molecule: messenger RNA, 2759 nt
Organism: Pundamilia nyererei
Lineage: Eukaryota; Metazoa; Chordata; Actinopteri; Cichliformes; Cichlidae
Gene: neto2b
Product: neuropilin (NRP) and tolloid (TLL)-like 2b
Exons: 12
Coding region: 323-1999 (558 amino acids)
Cellular component (GO): postsynaptic density
Molecular function (GO): ionotropic glutamate receptor binding
Source: RefSeq, a predicted model, not a curated record